AUGGUCGCCGCAAAGAAGCACGUUCCCAUCGUGAAGAAGCGCACGAAGCUCUUCAACCGCCACCAGUCGGACCGCUUUAUGCGCGUUGACCGAUCAUGGCGCAAACCCAAGGGUAUUGACAACCGUGUCCGCCGUCGCUUCAGGGGCAACACUGCCAUGCCCUCGAUUGGCUUCGGUUCCAACAAGAAGACCAAGUACAUGAUGCCCUCCGGCCACAAGGCCUUCCUUGUCAGCAACGUCAACGACGUCAACCUCCUGCUGAUGCACAACCGCACCUACGCUGCCGAGAUCGCCCACAACGUCUCCUCGAGAAAGCGUAUCGACAUCAUCUCCCGCGCGAAGCAGCUUGGCGUUAAGGUCACGAACCCCAAGGCCAAGGUCACCACCGAGGUUUAA
Molecule: messenger RNA, 396 nt
Organism: Colletotrichum higginsianum IMI 349063
Lineage: Eukaryota; Fungi; Ascomycota; Sordariomycetes; Glomerellales; Glomerellaceae
Product: 60S ribosomal protein L32
Exons: 4
Coding region: 1-396 (131 amino acids)
Biological process (GO): translation
Cellular component (GO): cytosolic large ribosomal subunit; ribosome
Molecular function (GO): structural constituent of ribosome
Source: RefSeq, a predicted model, not a curated record